AUGGCGGCCAAGUCGGCGAUGUCCAUGCUUUACCUUGUCAAACGGGCGUUCUCCUACUUUGAUGAAGACUGCUUCGCCGAGGUCUUUCAAACUUUUGUGCUACCGCAUCUGGAGUUUGCUAUCCAAUCACGGCGACCCUGGACCGCUAAAGACUUGGGCAUACUCGAAAACGUUCAACGGCGAGCAACGAAACUUGUAUCUGGUCAGUUGUCACUACCCUACGAAACGCGAUUAGCUAAUAUUGACCUCUUUCCUUUGAGUUACAGACAGCUACGUGGGGACCUGAUACAAGCUUUCCGCAUCGUGCGCAAUCAGGGCUGCUGCCUCGCGUUUGGAGACUUCUUCGAGUUGGCGACUACGACUAACCUGAGAGGCCAUCCACUCAAACUGCGUGUGGCUGGUGCCCGGGUUGACAUCCGAAAGUUCUUCUUCUCCAACAGAGUGGUUGCAGCUUUGAAUGCCUUGCCUGAGGAUGUUGUUAAGUCAGGCUCGGUAGAUACUUUUAAACGGAGACUAGAUCAGCAUUAUAGCGCGCACCCCAAUAACGCCGGACUACGGCCACCUUAUCAGCCAACGCUGGCAUAUUUAGUGCUAUAACGAUGCUACUACCAACAUUUAAGUAAUAUAUGUUUAUAUAAUUUAUUAAGCUUGGACCACGUCGCUCACCGCUGUCCGCAUUCACCACGAUGCCUGUUGACUAAACAAUUUUACUUCUUUUCCCGUAUCUUAAGUGUGCCUCAACUGUCCGCUGUAUUUUGAUCAACAAAGCAAGUUAAUGUGUCUCUAAACUCUGUUAACGCAUGACAUUCUGUGUUCAUCUGCACAGUUUUUGCUAUUCCCCUCGCAUUUCUUUCAUGUUACUUCCUUUCCAUUUCCUCCAUAUAUAUCCUCUGCAUGUAACCAAUAGGGAUUUCAAAGGUACACACCUACUUUCCCUGAAAUAUACUGAUACUGAUACUGAAAUGUUUAGUCCCUUAUGGCCUAUUCCUAAUGCCGAAAAAAAAUGUAUGGUUUUCCGCAAGCGGAAAAUGCACGGCUUGUAGUUAAGAAAUCCUUGAUGGAAGUGGGACGGCAGGUCGGGUUAAAAAUUAAUCGGAAAUCGGAAAGGUUUUCAAAAACCCAAUUAUGCACUUCCUUCGAGUAUAACAUUGGAAGAAUACGUCAUUUUUUAAUGAGUGCGCCGGUUAAAGAAUAUUUUCUGCGUGUUUUCCAUAAAAUGAAAUAAUAUUUCUAACAAAGUCGAAAUUUAACCAAUAAAUGCAUGAUACUUAAGUAGUCAUUUUUAAGGAGUAUAGUUCAUGCAUGCUGUCUGAAAGUAGUUCGACCGAAAGCCCGUAUAGUGUAGUAACUAGAUUUUUAUAGGCUUGCGUUGCACGAUACUCGGUUUUACAAUCCUGCUUAAUCACCCUUUUCGAAAUGAAAACGCAUUUCGGAAUUUCGGUUGACAUUUCAUGAGUUAGCCCAUCCACUGUAUGUACUUCAUUACGGAAACGGUGAAAUAGGAGUUCCUCACUAGGUGUGCUUUGAAAAACAAACAUCACGAAUAAGAUUGUGGCAAACCCCUGCAUAUAGGGAACAGGAGGACGAUAAUAUGUGUUGUUGAUUUCUUGUCCCUGUCUUUACUACUUCGAAUACUACUAGUAAACGAUCAGCAUGCGUGUGGGCGUGAUCAGAGGCGGUUUUCAGAAAAGGGACUGAUGCCUACCUAAGGCAGUGUUUGAGACUAGGCUUGACAAUAGCCAGAUAAGCAGACAGAGAACGCCAUGUUCUGAAAAUUAGAAGAUAAAUAGGUAGGCGAUAGCGAUGGACAAUAUCGUGCGCUGGAUUAUAAGUGACGGAUUUUUGACUGAAUUAUAAAUGUAUCAUUCAAGAAGGGGAACAUAAGAGCAUGUUGCCGAGACACAAUAGUAAAAUAGAUAAGCGAUGAGUAUGCUUGAUGCUCCGCCUAUUCCUAGUCAAAAAAACGGUUCCAAGAGACAAAGACAUCCUUUAUGAUUCCAUUCAAAUGCCAGCAUCCCGUCCUCACUAAAAUACUUUUUGAUUACACCGUGGAUAAUCAAACGUCCGUCAUAAUUUACUAAGAGUUGCUAAUUAGAAUAUGAAUUAUCCCCUUAUGACAUAAGUGGUUUUUUCGGGGGUUUUUUCGAAGCAAUAUGUACAUUUGAAGGAAAUCUACUGCGAGAAAUUUUAUGCAGCUGCUCAUCAUGCAAGCAUUCUUGCAAAUUACGUGUUAUUUAUUGAAACUAGUAAAACGGCCGCAGCGAGUGAACGCGGUAAUUAAGGCCAAAACCGAUUAUUUGCAGGACAGGUAGCAUAAUUAACAUUGAAAUAUGAACUAAACAGAGUUUAAAAGUAUGUGGUCCUGUACUCGCACGCGAAGACUUUACUGAUGGGAUCUCACUAAGUCUCAUGGACCAGGUGCGAUUUCAGGAGUACUCCUCUGUCAAAUAGCUAAAGUACUAUGACAAACCCUCUGUGUAAUCUUCCGAAAAUCCCUCAAACCUCCUAAGCUCCCGAUAGAUGGAAUUUGGGCAUUAUCUUUCUUAUCCACCAGAGAGGACCAGAACUUUAUCUAAAUAACUACCGCCCGGUCAGUCUGAGAUGCACUUGCCGUAAGCUAGGGAAAAUGAUAUUUGGAAAAUCAACUACACCGCCCGAUACAUUACGCUGUAAUUUUUGUACGCUUCAUCAUGGAUGUUGCCUCGCAAACCUGCAAAUGCCCUCGGUUAGGUAUAUCGAGUGUUUGUGUGGCCUCACCGGGAAUGUGCGGUGCAGGCUUGACGAACGUGGGUUCGAAAAUAUAUAGAUAUACUUAAAAGUGUACGGCAACCUGCCACAAGGCCCCUUUCAUAAAGUGAAAUACUUUACAUACUAACUGCGCCGGAGCGCACUGAAUGUCUAUCCCUUCGACAUCGGACAGGACAGAGGUGACCUUCUGCAUCUUUUUAGUUGUUAAAGGGAACUGAUCGGGAUGUUACCUUGGAAACUCUUUUUAAAAUAAUAUCGCAGCAGAAUACUAGGCCGAGAUUGAGACCCUGCCUACCGUGACCUUCAGGCCAUGUUUCGAAUCAAAAGAGGAGGCGGAUGACAGUGGGAAGGAUAACAUAUUCUGUACAGAUCAACUGGAGAAGAAGUCAGACGGAGUUAACAGCACGUCCGACACCAUAUAAACGGCGUACCAAGUCGGGUCGUAAUAAGCCAUGACACGUCUAAUUCGGCCUUCAGUCUGAUUAACCUGUUGGAGAGCCGUGUGGACGAGCGUCAGGCAGCCUUGACGCGCAAGUGCAGACAUUCGCCAAAACCCCAGCGUUGAAAGCAGCGCCCAGAGAAGGGCUACUACAAUAGCAUCAAAGUCUUAUAUCAGACUCACGUUUACUUACUUAAAUAAAACUGUGCAAUACCAAGCAACCUUCCUACUUUCUCCCGCAGCGAGACAUUUGUCAAGGAAGCUUUGUACUAACUUAUAUUGAUCAUUUUCCUACCUCAAGUGUGUUGAAAAGACAUCUGGAGAGUAACCAGGUAAAUGGCCACUUUAUUCUCCAGACACCCAUGUAUUCCACUACGGAAAUGACUACUGAAAAAGUGCUAAAAUGAUUUCAGCAGCCUUUCAAACAAAUAACAAUUUCACAGAAGAAAGCGAUAAAUAUGUUCUUUGCUCUUAUCUCGUAAAUGCCGAUCAUUUGUAACCUUGAUGUCUUAUCAUAAGAUUUAUGCAUUCCGCAUCUAAAACUAAAUUUAAAAUGUGUUUUUAAUUAACUACUUUAUAAGUAUACGAGCAUAUGUUUAUGAGGAUUUGCAAAGUUUUCUGUCAUUUUCUUUGAAGUUACUGACUGCUACGGACUGACAGAGAGAUAAAACAGAAAAUGUUUUAAUAAAAAGAGCCGGAGAAUAACAUUUUUGUUAAUGAAACCUCUUACGCAUGGAUAAUGUUGGGUAAAACAUAAAUUUGUUAAUGAAUAACAGGCAACACAAUAGUUAGCAGCGGAACCUUGAUUAUCGACUAUUGAGAAAAUUCCCCGUUCUCACUUCCUCAUUUUAAUCUCACGUCAUAUGAGGUUUUUUCGUAAAAAGGCACUUAUUGAUGAGCUACAGAAACUACUGGAACGUAGAAUGGUGUACAUCUGGACAAAUGGGGUCGUUGCAUGUCGGAUGUUAAAGUCUCCAUUAUUUCCACCGAGUUCCUUUGCUCUUUUCUACAUCAUCUGCACAUAGGCAAUCAAAUUUUUUGUUGUUUUAUAUAUACACUAGAAGAUUUGAUUACGUUUAUUACUCUUUAUUUGUAUAAUAAGACAUUAAACGUUGGCUGAUAAAGUCCUUACACCAAUUCCGCCAGCGUCAAUGGAACACACCGAACGAUGAGCAAAUCGAUGAUUUGAUAAAAAGAUAAAUGUCAAGCAGCGAUGAAUUAUUUUAUUUCAUGAUGAUCGUGAUGUGGCUCAUUAUCUAUAUUACGCUUCCAAGAGCACAAUAUUAAUAAACGUGACCGAUUGUACGCCGCAAUAUUUUUGUGCUAUUGUGAAAAUAGCCGUCCUAUGCAGACCUUGUCAGCGAAUUCUUUGCUUUCUAUCCACAGCGCUGUUUCACACAGAUUUAUUGAAAAAUGCAAUCACAGAGGUCAAUAUCUUAAAUCUUCUGAAGUCAUUGAUAACACUUUGUUUGGCGUGGUCGUAUUCCGGCCUAUUGGCUUUAUUUUGCAACAUAUUUUUCAAGAUCAAAGGUUGCCCAUGAGUAGAAACUCCUUGAAAGGCAGGUUCUAACAUAUACGUUUCUCUUUGGCGUCGCAAAUUGUGACUUUUAUUACUUUUGAAUAUUCCUAAAUGUUUUUUUGUACAACUGACGAUUCUAGUCAGGCACAUUGCGACACUGCCAUGAAUGAACACAAUAGCUUGAGGUGCCUUAGCCCUUUCUACCAAAGUUAAAUUUUUUAACCGAAGGUGAUUUCUAUCCUCUGAGGAACAGAAAGGGCUAACCGGAUCAGUAAUAUUGCGUGGCUGACGUCUCACAGGGCUUGGCUUAUCAUAUUUCUUAGAUAAUCAACUCGUAUCUAAUACCCUUGCUCCCCAAAUGCUAAUGCAUUUUAUUAAAAAGACGUUAACUAAUGCCAGCAGGACAUUUAAUUUCUGUCAGUGCUCGGCGUAUUGAUGUUUUGGCCAUUAUUAUGGCAACAUAAACGCACAAACUGCUUGUCCAGUAGGUAAUAUCAGGGAAACUCAGCUGCUGAAAAUGCCAACAUAGGAGUGUAUUGCGGAAGCAGGCGGCACGUUUUGAGGUUCAAUGUACACAUCCAUUCUUCUAGUGGUUUAAAUGAUAAUUAAUGUCUGUUUUGGACCAAGAAAUGCGACGGUACACCUACAUGCCAGCUAAGUUCGUUCUCACCUGUCUCCAGUCUUCUUUACUUUAUCGUGGCGGAGGAUGAAUCUGUAUGGUAGAUGUUGCGCAUGUGUAAUAUCAGGAAAAAACGAUUUCGUCGCAAGUCAGCAAUCCUGUUCUUACACUGCAGUGGCAUAUUCGGUUAACAUCGGGUGUAAAACCUUCGCGCUCUCAGCAAAAGACGAAAUGUUUUAUCAUUGAAAGUGUUUCCUAAAUACUGUUAUUGAAAAGUUGCUGGAUUUGUCCUGCACAAAAGUUCUGAAAAUCUUGCUGUUUAUUUUGCGGGCGGCGGAGCGGCUAAAUGUUGAGCUGGCGUUUAACCAACCGGCUAUUUUGGGGCAACUUCAAAAUAAAUCUGAGGUUUAUUUCGGUGCAACAAACAUUAUCGUAAAUCGUCUUUGAUAUUAUUUUGAUAAUUUCUAACAAGGCUAAUUUAAUUGCCCUACCGGCGUAGGCAAUUUAAGCCCGCAAAUAUUACAAAGUCCUAUUCUUAACUAUAAUAAUGAAGUUAGCUAUAGGCAUCACAAUACGUUUAACCAGAAAAUAGCGGACUUUGUUGGAAACGUGACAAGAGGUUUUUUCGGAAUUUUUCGGACGCUGGCCACCCAGUUUGUCAUCGUUCAUAUGACCGAUGUGAAAAACAGUUAAGUCUUUGAAAUUUUGUUGCACUCGUUAUUUUUUUGAUUUAAACAUAAAUCAUGGACAUUUCUUGCUAGCCUCAUCAUGCCGAAUCCGGUGGCAUUAAGCGUGACCAGAGCACCAGCGACCUCCCUCAGUCUGAUCGCUGAAUGUUUUGAUAUUUGUGUCAGACAACGAACGCCAUUUUCUACAAUGCAACCGCCUUAAAUGCAACUCUACUGCAUGCUGCUUACGAUCCCGGAAAUUUCCUGCGUAUCAAAUGGCCUUUCAGUCCCAUUACCUGACGGUUGUCUCCGGUCGGUUUACAACGCUGCGGCAACUGCUAUGAAAAUUCGAUUUUCACGUACGCGAGCAAUUGCUACUAUCUAGGGUCGGUUAUUUACUCUCGGAAUAGUAUCAUGCCUUAUGCGCAUUAUAGCUACUUUAGUAAGGCGAGAUAUAUUUACCUAAAAUGCGUAAUAUAUUUACUCGAUAAUAUUAAUCUACCUCAGUUUUAACCCAUUUGAAAAUUCGGUUUCGUAAAUAGAUCCCAGCCCUUUCGAUUGAAUUCUCAAUAGUUUCGUUGAUAAUAUUUCCAUUUGUAUCUACUGUUCAUAUGACUUCGGAACCUGUUUAAGUCUUUUUAUCAAACAGAUUUCCGUUAACAUAAACCAUCCAGCGAUUUUCCAUGGAAACAUAUGCAUGCACGAUACCCGUGCCAACCUUCAAAGUAAAAUAUUUGAGUUUUUGGGACACACUUGUUUCUCUCACUGUGUCGGGUGGUGGUUUCGAGCGAGAAUCUGAAACGUCAGGCGACUGAGGCUCCUGUCACAGCGAUCGCUCAGACUAUUUUUUGGCAGAAAUACUAAGACGACAACUUUUCGAAGUUAAAUUCCACAUACGCACAUCUGCUUCCUACUUAAAAUACUUGUAAAUUAUUCCGCAGCAGAAUACUGGCCAGUUUGAGUAUCCACGCCUCUUCUUGUAGACCGUCCAGGUCUCCGCUCCACACGUCACCGUCGGCCGAAUACUUGCUUUGUACAUCUUCAGCUUCGUUUUGAGAUGGAGACCGUGACCUCCACAGACGGUAUUCUGCAGACGGAUUUGGAAAUCAGUCGGCCAACUUCAAGGUCGAAGUUAGCGCUAAGGGAGAGGGUGCUGCUCAGAUACGUGAAGUUUUCCACCACUUGCAGUUGGACUCCGUUCAGGCAUUGUAUGCAGUGUUGGGUGGCGGUUGGUGCAUGCGAACCGUUUUGUCUGUGUUGAGGCAUUUGACCGAAUUUUUCACAGGCAGCGGCGAAGAGGUCCAUGCUUUUUUGCAUGUCCCUAUAUGAGGUGGUUUUGAGGGUACAGUCGUCGGAAAAGAGAGGUUCGUGGACGGUAGUUGUUAAUGCAUGCGACCGGAAGUGCACCCGUCUGUGAUUAAGGAGGUGGCCGUUCGUCCUGUCGGCAGAUCCCGAGGCGUCCUUCAAGAAAGGCGUACAUCAGUGUGCCUGUGAACAUAUGACUUAAGAGGGUGGGUGAACGGAUGCAGAUCUGCUUCGCUCCGGUAGACACUGCGAAGGCCUCUGGGAUAAAUCCAUUGUCCGUCACGAGCGUCAUCAUGCCAUCGUGGAGUUGACGCACCAUCUGAGUGAAUUUUUCGCGACAGCUGAAGUUCUGCAUGGUUUUUCAGAGUCCGUUAAGAUUCAGUGUCGUGGGCUAUCGUCGGAUCCAGGUGGGUCCACAUCUCCUGACACUUCGCCUGCAUUUGGCGGGCUGCGAAGAUCAUGUCCGUUGUCCUCGGAUGACGGCGGAAGCCGUACUGGCUUUCCUCCAGAAUGUCUUGUUUCCGUUGAUUGUUUAGACGGUUGAGAAUGAUGCGAGCAAGGGUUUUCCCAGGCGAUGUUCAGCAAGAUAAUGCCUCCGUGGUUGUCGCAGUGAUGACGGUCUCCUUUACGCCUAUAUAGGUUGAGGGUUUUGGCGUCCUGAAGUCCUUAGGGACUUCCCCUUGACUGUCGGAAGACGGGCGUGGUCUGCGUCAGAGAGGGUGAAGUGACGGUUGUGGAAGCCUCGGCAGUGCUCGGCCCAUGGUUGGACAACUUUUGUCUUCGUAAUGACUAGGAAACUGCCAUCGUCGCAGCGAAGAGGUGCAGUAGCUUUUAUUGGUGACCCGUAGACUGUCUUGAUUGCUGAGAAGAAAUUCUUCCAUUUCUUUCGGUCAACGUAUCCUCUGAUCCCCUUUAGCCUUGCCAGCCGUCCAGGCGUCCUGCACCUCGCACAGCCGGCGGUGACUGAGGUAGGAAACAGUUUUGUCGUCGUCGGUGGGGCGGCCGACGUAGGCUUUGUGCGGGCGGUUCUUCUAGGUGAGUACGUUGCUGAUGACGGUGUUCUUUUCAUCACGCCAGUGCUGGUGUUGGCGGAGCGCGCGACCGAGAACGGUCAGCGCCGUCGACUGGACUGUUUCCCGCAUUCGACACCAUUGGUUAUCCACGGAAGCGUUGUCGCCAACGGCGGCGGCGGCGGCGUCAUCAACUGGAAGGCUGCUAGCUAUUGA
Spirometra erinaceieuropaei is the source of this 8524-nucleotide messenger RNA. NCBI's taxonomy places the organism in Eukaryota, Metazoa, Platyhelminthes, Cestoda, Diphyllobothriidea, Diphyllobothriidae. The record is from the annotation of a GenBank genome assembly.